Sphenostylis stenocarpa is the source of this 2067-nucleotide messenger RNA. Lineage: Eukaryota; Viridiplantae; Streptophyta; Magnoliopsida; Fabales; Fabaceae. The record is from the annotation of a GenBank genome assembly.
AUGGCAAAGGACAUACCUGUUUCUGUCAAAGAUGCUGUUUUCAAAUUGCAAAUGUUACUCCUUGAAGGCAUUCAAAAUGAAGAUCAGCUGUUUGCUGCUGGAUCUUUUAUGUCAAGGAGUGACUAUGAAGAUAUUGUAACGGAACGGUCCAUCACAAAUGUGUGCGGUUACCCACUCUGCUGCAAUGCCUUGCCAUCUGAUCGCCCUCGGAAGGGUAGAUACCGGAUUUCGCUGAAGGAACACAAGGUCUAUGACCUACAAGAGACUUACAUGUUUUGUUCUUCAAAUUGUGUUGUCAGCAGCAAAGCUUUUGCUGGGAGCUUGCAAGCUGAGAGAUGCUCAGCUUUAGACCCAGAAAAGCUAAACAAUGUGCUUAGGUUAUUUGAGAAUUUGAAUUUGGAACAGACAGAAAGUGUGCGAAAGGAUAGAGAUUUAGAUUUGUCCAAUUUGAAAAUCCAGGAGAAAACUGAAACAAGCAGUGGGGAGGUGUCUUUGGAGCAGUGGGUUGGACCAUCAAAUGCAAUUGAGGGUUAUGUGCCCAAACCAAGAGGUCAUGAAUUGAAGGGUUCACGGAAAAAUGUUAAAAAAGGGUCCAAAGCUGGACAUGGCAAGUCAAAUAGUGACAAAAAUUUAAUUAAUAGUGAGAUGAACUUCGUGAGUACUAUAAUUAUGCAAGAUGAGUAUAGUGUUUCAAAAGCACCCCCAGGUCAAACAGACACAACACAUCAUCAAAUUAAUCAAACAGCUGACAAGCAACCAGAAAAGGUUGGCCAUAAAGUGGCCAGGAAAGACGGGGAUAACAUUCAAGAUCUGUCUUCAUCUUUUAAGAGUGGUUUAAAUUUAAGUACCUCAGAAAACGAGACGGAAGUAUCCAAAUCUUGUGAAGCUGUGGUCAAAUCCUCUCCCAAUCUGGCUAUUAAAACGAAAGAUGUAAAUUCUGCAAGUAAAUCACUGCAACUUAAAGGGGAGACAAGUAGAGUAACUGCUAACGGUGAUGCUUCCACUUCCAAUUUUGAUGCUGACAAUGUUAAAGAUAAAUUCCAAGUAGAAAAAGCAGGUGGAUCACGUGAGACUAAACUAAAAUCCUCCCUUAAAUCUGCUGGUGAAAAGAAACCUAGCCGCACCGUUACUUGGGCAGAUGAGAAAGUCAAUGGUCCUGGGAAUAAAGAUCUUUGUGAGGUUAAAGAAUUUAGAGAUAUUAGAAAAGAAGCUGAUUCAGUAGGUAACAUAGAUGUUGCUGAUGAUGAAGAUAUGCUACGUCAAGCAUCAGCAGAAGCUUGUGCAAUUGCAUUGAGCCAAGCAUCAGAAGCAGUUUCAUCUGGAGACUCAGAUGUCACUGAUGCUGUUUCUGAAGCUGGAAUUAUUAUAUUACCUCGGCCAAAUGAUGCUGUUGAGGAAGGUACUAUGGAGGAUGCUGAUAUACUACAAAAUGAUUCAGUUACUCUGAAAUGGCCAAAUAAGCCUGGUAUUUCUGAUAUUGAUUUCUUUGAAUCUGACGACUCAUGGUUUGAUGCUCCUCCAGAGGGAUUCAGUUUGACUUUGUCACCUUUUGCAACUAUGUGGAAUGCCAUCUUUUCAUGGAUGACAUCAUCUUCUUUGGCUUACAUAUAUGGGAGGGAUGAAAGUUUUCAUGAAGAAUAUCUAUCAGUCAAUGGGCGAGAAUAUCCUUGUAAAAUUGUCUUGUCAGAUGGUCGGUCAUCUGAAAUAAAACAAACUUUAGCUGGUUGUCUUGCUCGAGCUUUUCCUGCACUUGUUGCUGGGCUUCGACUGCCAAUACCAAUAUCUACCUUGGAGCAAGGGAUGGCAUGCUUGCUGGAGACAAUGUCAUUUGUGGAUGCACUUCCAGCUUUCAGAACAAAACAAUGGCAAGUGGUUGCUCUUUUGUUUGUUGAUGCUUUAUCCGUUUGUAGAAUACCUGCUCUUAUCACAUACAUGACGGAUAGGAGGGCUUUGUUUCACAAGGUUUUGAGUGGUUCUCAAAUAGGUAUGGGAGAGUAUGAGAUUUUGAAGGAUCUUGUAGUACCCCUAGGCCGAGCACCUCAUAUCUCUGCCCAAAGUGGGGCAUGA